AUGUCUUUCCCAACCCUCCUCCGGGUCAAAGCCCCGAGGGCCCUGGCCUCUGGCCGCUUCUUGGCCACCAGGAGUCAUGCACGCCUCCUCUCUACGACGCCCGCACGCUAUGCCGACGAACAGCUGAACAAAAUCUCCGGCAAGAUCACGCAGCCCAAGUCCCAGGGUGCCUCGCAGGCCAUGCUCUACGCUACUGGUCUGUCCGAGGACGAUAUGAACAAGGCGCAGGUUGGCAUUUCGUCUGUCUGGUUUGAGGGCAACCCAUGCAACAUGCACUUGAUGGAUCUGUCUGCAGAGAUCAAAAAGUCCGUGGCAAAGGCCGGCCUGGUGCCAUACCGCUUCAACACCAUUGGUGUCUCGGAUGGUAUCAGCAUGGGUACGACGGGCAUGCGCUUCUCGCUCCAGAGCAGAGAGAUCAUUGCCGACAGUAUUGAGACUGUCAUGAACGGCCAAUGGUACGACGCCAAUGUCUCGAUCCCUGGUUGCGACAAGAACAUGCCUGGUGUGCUGAUCGCCAUGGGCCGUGUCAACCGCCCCAGCAUCAUGGUCUACGGUGGAACGAUCAAACCCGGCUGCAGCUCGAAGGGCGAGUCGAUUGACAUUGUCUCUGCCUUCCAGGCUUACGGACAAUACAUCUCCGGAGAGAUCACCGAGGAGGAGCGCUUCAACAUUAUCCGGAAUGCCUGCCCUGGCAAGGGCGCCUGUGGUGGAAUGUAUACUGCCAACACCAUGGCCAGCGCUAUUGAGACUCUCGGUAUGACCUUGCCUGGAAGCAGCAGCACGCCCGCCGACUCUGCCGCCAAGCUUGCGGAGUGCGCCACUGUCGGAGAUGCUAUCAAGAACCUCCUGAAGGAGGACAUCAAGCCCAGGGACGUCAUGACACGCCAGGCUUUCGAGGAGGCCAUGAUCGUCGUCAGCAUUCUAGGCGGAAGCACCAACGCCGUGCUGCAUCUGAUUGCUAUCGCGGACGCUGUCGGUAUCAAGUUGACUGUCGACGACUUCCAGGCUGUGUCGGACCGCACCCCUCUAUUAGCUGACCUGAAGCCAUCUGGCAAGUAUGUCUUUGAGGACUUGUACAAGAUUGGCGGAACCCCAGCGCUGCUCAAGUUCCUCAUCAAGGAGGGUCUGAUCAAGGGCGAGGGCAUCACCGCCACUGGCAAGACUAUGAAGGAGAAUCUCAAGAAGUUCGACGACUUCCCAGCUGACCAGCCCAUCUUCCGCCCCCUGAGCAAUCCUCUCAAGCCUACCGGCCACAUCCAAAUCCUCCGUGGCUCGUUGGCCCCAGGUGGAUCCGUCGGCAAGAUCACUGGUAAGGAGGGUCUGGUCUUCAAGGGCAAGGCGAGAGUCUAUGACCAGGAAGAUGACUUCAUCGCCUCGCUUGAGAAAGGUGAACUGAAGAAGGGUGAGAAGACCGUCGUCAUCAUCCGAUACGAGGGACCCAAGGGCGGUCCGGGCAUGCCUGAGAUGUUGAAGCCCAGCUCGGCCAUUAUGGGAGCCGGUCUAGGCAAGGACGUCGCUCUCCUGACCGAUGGGCGUUUCUCUGGAGGCAGCCACGGUUUCCUGAUCGGCCAUGUUGUUCCCGAGGCCAUGGAGGGUGGUCCGAUCGCAUUGGUCAAGGAUGGUGACCACAUCGUCAUUGACGCCGAGAGGCGUGUCGUUGAUCUGGAGGUAUCACAGGAGGAGCUGGACACCCGCAGGAAAGCAUGGAAGGCGCCCCCGCCGAAAGCAACGAAGGGCACUCUAAGGAAAUAUGCUGCGCUGGUCAGCAACGCUAGCAAGGGUUGCGUGACUGAUGGCCCGAUUGCUUAA
Molecule: messenger RNA, 1809 nt
Organism: Phaeoacremonium minimum UCRPA7
Lineage: Eukaryota; Fungi; Ascomycota; Sordariomycetes; Togniniales; Togniniaceae
Product: putative dihydroxy-acid dehydratase protein
Exons: 2
Coding region: 1-1809 (602 amino acids)
Biological process (GO): branched-chain amino acid biosynthetic process
Cellular component (GO): mitochondrion
Molecular function (GO): dihydroxy-acid dehydratase activity
Source: RefSeq, a predicted model, not a curated record